Molecule: messenger RNA, 5526 nt
Organism: Telopea speciosissima
Lineage: Eukaryota; Viridiplantae; Streptophyta; Magnoliopsida; Proteales; Proteaceae
Product: mediator of RNA polymerase II transcription subunit 14-like
Exons: 8
Coding region: 43-5517 (1824 amino acids)
Biological process (GO): regulation of transcription by RNA polymerase II
Cellular component (GO): mediator complex; core mediator complex
Molecular function (GO): transcription coregulator activity
Source: RefSeq, a predicted model, not a curated record
GAAAUUUUCUGUAUAGAUCUUGCAGCCCGAUAAGGCAAAAAAAUGGCAGAACUAGGGCGACAGACAGUCGAGUUCUCGACCGUAGUGCGUCGAGUGGCGGAGGAAUCCUUCCUCUCACUCAAAGAUUUGGUGGAAAAGUCGAAAUCCACGGAGCAGUCGGACUCUGAAAAGAAGAUUAACCUCCUCAAAUACAUACUCAAAACCCGGCAGCGGAUGCUUCGGCUCAAUGUUCUUUCCAAAUGGUGCCAGCAGGUUCCAUUGGUUCAGUACUGUCAACAGCUUGCAUCUACUCUUUCAAGCCAUGAUACGUGUUUCACCCAAGCUGCAGAUUCCCUGUUUUUCAUGCACGAGGGGCUGCAGCAAGCACGUGCUCCUACUUAUGAUGUUCCAUCUUCUAUUGAAGUUCUGCUAGCAGGAACUUAUCAGCGCUUACCAAAAUGUAUAGAAGAUGUGGGAAUGCAGAGCUCCCUAACUGAGGAUCAGCAAAAGCCUGCUUUAAAAAAGUUAGAGACGCUUUUGCGAUCUAAAUUGCUUGAAGUUCAAAUCCCCAAAGAAAUUUCUGAAAUCAAAGUUUCUGAUGGUACGGCACUUCUACAUGUCAAUGGUGAAUUUAAGGUUCUCCUUACUCUUGGUUAUCGUGGACAUUUAUCACUUUGGAGAAUACUACACUUGGAACUUCUUGUGGGUGAGAGAAGGGGGCUUGUGAAGCUUGAGGAAUCACGGAGACAUGCUCUUGGAGAUGAUCUGGAACGCAGAAUGGCUGCAGCUGACAACCCAUUCAUGAUUUUAUACUCAAUCCUCCAUGAGCUGUGUGUGGCACUUAUUAUGGAUACCAUCAUAAGGCAAGUACUAGCGCUUCGUCAAGGAAGGUGGAAAGAUGCAAUACGUUUUGAGCUCAUAUCUGAUGGCAGCACAGGACAAGGAGGAAAUGUUGGUUCUAUACAGAUGGCUCAAGAUGGGGAACCUGAUUUGGCCGGCCUGAAAACUCCUGGUGUGAAAAUCAUUUACUGGUUAGAUUUUGACAAAAACACUGGAGGGUCUGAUUCAGUGUCGUGCCCAUUCAUUAAAAUUGAACCUGGACAAGAUCUGCAGAUAAAGUGUUUUCAUAGUACAUUUGUUAUAGAUCCUCAUACUGGCAAGGAGGCAGAGUUUUCCCUUGAUCUAAGUUGUAUUGAUGUUGAGAAGUUGCUUCUGAGAGCUAUUUCCUGCCACAGAUACACACGCCUUCUUGAAGUCCAUAGAGAACUGAGCAAAAAUGGUCAUAUUUGUCAGGAUGCAGGCGAUGUUCUUCUUCAGUGCUAUGCUGAUGAGUCUGAUGCUGACUCCAAAAAGAAAGAUAAUAAGUUCAGUGGUAAGGAAUAUGGAGGGGAUGAAGUAUUGCGUGUGCGGGCUUAUGGAUCAUCAUAUAUAACGCUUGGAAUAAACAUCAGGAAUGGGCAUUUUCUUCUCCAAGCUUCCAGAAAUAUUCUCAUGCCAUCUGCCGUGUUAGAUUGUGAAGAAGCUCUAAACCAGGGUAGCAUGGCUGCAGCAGAAGUAUUUAUUGACUUGAGAAGCAGCAGUGUUUUACACCUAUAUGCAUCAAUUGGCAGGUUUUUGGGCCUUAAGGUGUAUGAACAAGGUUUAGCUGCAGUUAAAAUACCCAAGACCGUCUUGAGUGGGUCAGGUUCAUUGCUGAUGGGGUUCCCACAGUGUGGUAGCUCUUAUUUUCUACUGAUGCAACUUGAUAAGGACUUCAAACCGCUUUUUAAACUGCUCGAGACCCAGCCAAAUCAAUCUGGAAGAUCCCAUACUGGUGACUCCAAUCAUGUUAUACGCUUCAACAAGAUCGACAUCGGUCAGUUGCAGAUACUAGAGGAUGAAAUGAACUUAAGUCUUCUUGAUUGGGAACAACUACUUUCUUCAUUGCCUAAUGCUGUAGGCUCCAAUCAGACAUCUGAGCAUGGCCUUAUUUCUGAGUUUGGUCUAGAUGUUUCUACACGGUUUGCUGGAUGUCCUCAGUCUAGUUUUUCAUCAGUGGUUGAUGAAGUGUUUGAGCUUGAGAAAGGGACAUCAAUACCUCCUUAUCCUGUUCAUACUCAUCAGUCUAUAUCAUUUAAUUCAUCUCCUGCCUCUACUUUUAGCUCUAUUCCAAUGUAUAAUCAAGGCAUAAAACCUGGAAUCUCCUCUCCUAAGUGGGAAGGAGGUUUGCAAUUUCCUCAGAUUAAUAAUGUUUCGAAAUCUUCUUCUGUUGGUCCCCAUUUCAGUAGUUCUAUAUAUGCUUCAAACAAUUUGAAGGGAGUAAUCCAAUCCAGUAGUCUGGUAAGAAGCCCGUCUAAUAAAAAACUGUCGUCUUCAAAAUCUGAACAAGAUUUGACUUCUCUUGGAUCUCCACAUUCAGUGGAAGCUGGCCCUUGUUCUCCUAUGGAUGAAGGUCAGGUGAGGCUUUUGAAUGAAUCUUCGAAGGAGGCAGUUUCAGGCAGCCGCUCAUCACGAAUGUUAUCUCUGUUAGGACCAACAGGCCCUCAAGCGUCUGCAACCAUGAAGCUAAAUGGGGUUCGAAGCUCACCUAACCUUGUUGCAUCUUCUAGAGCUGCUAGAUCGAGCUCGUGGAAUAUCACCCCCGUAUGCAACACACCAGAAUCUGGGACUUGCCACAACACAAAUCUUGAUGUCCCACCUAAAAAUGAGAAAAACCGAAGAAAGCGUUCAGUUUCAGAUAUAUUAAAGUUCAUUCCCUCACUUCAAGGGGUAGAAGACACUUCACAAUUUUGUAAGAGGAUGAAAAUCUCAGAAUCAGAUUCUAGGCAUCCUCCUGCUUCACAAGCACUCAGACCAUCAGAAUUGAUGAGUAAACCUGAGGGAUUUACAUAUGGGAAUCUUUUAGCUGAAGCAAAUAAAGGGAGUGCACCUUCUAACGUAUAUGUUACAACUCUUCUUCAUGUGGUCAGGCACUGCUCUCUCUGUAUCAAGCAUGCUCGACUUACUAGUCAGAUGGAUGCUCUUGACAUUCCAUAUGUUGAAGAAGUGGGCCUGCGAACACCAUCCUUGAAUUUGUGGUUCAGGCUACCUUUCGCCAGAGAGGAUUCAUGGCAACACAUUUGCUUGCGACUUGGGAGACCUGGAAGCUUGUAUUGGGAUGUCAAGAUAAAUGAUCAGCACUUUAGGGACUUGUGGGAACUUCAGAAGGGAAGUAUGAAUACAGCAUGGGGUUCAGGUGUUCGUAUUGCCAAUACAUCUGAUAUAGAUUCCCAUAUACGCUAUGAUUCAGAGGGCGUUAUCCUUGGUUAUAGGUCUGUUGAGGAUGAUAGCAUUAAAAAGUUAGUUGCUGAUUUACAAAGACUUUCUAAUGCUCGUUUGUUUGCUCUUGGAAUGCGGAGACUUCUUGGAGUAAGAGCAGAUGAUAAACAGGAAGAAAUCAGUGCAAACUCCGACAACAUAACAUCUGUUGUAGUCAAAGGUGCUGCUGAGGUUGCCGAUAAGAUAUCAGAACAAAUGAGGAGGCAAUUUAGAAUAGAAGCUGUUGGUCUUAUGAGUUUGUGGUUUAGUUUUGUUUCUGGGGUGGUGGCUCGCUUUGUUGUUGAGUGGGAAUCAGGAAAAGAUGGAUGCACAAUGCAUGUUUCUCCAGAACAGCUUUGGCCACAUACAAAGUUUCUGGAAGAUUUCAUUAAUGGAGCUGAGGUGGCAUCCCUUUUGGACUGCAUUCGCUUGACUGCAGGACCAUUAUUUUCUCUAGCAGCUGCAACUCGACCUGCACGGGCUGGUCCUGCUUCUGGUGCCCCUGGUGUAACUGCUGCACAAUCUGCUAUCCCAAGGCAGAAUGGUUUCGUACCAACUCAGGGAGUGAUGCCAAGCAGUUCAUCUUCACAUGUUCCUCAAGCUGCAUCUGCUCCUGUCGGGAAUCCCAUUACAAGUACGGUUGUAGGUCCUCUUGGGAGUCACAACCUUCCUGCAACGGCAACGUUGGCUGUUGCUGGGAGAGGUGGCCCUGGAAUCGUUCCUAGCUCACUGUUGCCCAUUGAUGUCUCCGUUGUACUGCGUGGUCCCUACUGGAUACGCAUAAUCUACCGUAAACACUUUGCAGUUGACAUGCGCUGUUUUGCUGGAGAUCAGGUUUGGCUACAGCCGGCAACACCACCAAAGGGUGGGCCUGAGAUUGGGGGUUCUUUGCCAUGUCCACAGUUUCGGCCUUUCAUUAUGGAGCAUGUAGCUCAGGAAUUGAAUGGCUUAGAACCUAAUUUCUCUGGUAGCCAACAGACAGUAGGAAUUACAAACUCUAGCAAUUCAAAUCAAAGCUCAGGUUCACAGCUUUCAGCAACCAACGGAAGCCGGGUUAAUAUUACAGGUUCUGGUGUAAUAUCUAGAUCGACUCCAAUGGCAGGGAACCAGGCAUCUGGUAUAACCCGUGUAGGCAAUGCACUUUUGGCGUCCCAAAAUUUAGUGUCUGUUGGCUCAGGAUUACCUAUACGCAGAUCACCUGGCACAAGUGUCCCUAUUCAUAUGAGAGGAGAAUUCAACACAGCUUUCAUUGGGCUUGGGGAUGAUGGAGGGUAUGGUGGUGGAUGGGUUCCCCUUGUUGCUCUUAAAAAGGUUUUAAGAGGCAUUCUCAAGUACCUUGGAGUACUAUGGCUCUUUGCACAAUUACCUGCUCUUCUGAAGGAGAUCCUGGGUUCAAUUCUAAAAGAAAAUGAAGGGUCGCUUUUAAAUUUGGACCAGGAACAGCCAGCCUUGCGCUUCUUUGUGGGGGGGUAUGUAUUUGCAGUAAGUGUCCACAGAGUACAACUUCUUCUGCAAGUCUUGAGUGUGAAACGUUUUCAUCAUCAACAACAACAACAGCAACAAAGCCAAGCCAAUGCUCAAGAGGAACUAGCCCCCACUGAAAUAUCUGAGAUAUGUGACUACUUCAGUCGCCGUGUUGCUUCAGAACCCUAUGAUGCAUCUCGAGUUGCAUCCUUCAUUACCCUUCUCACUUUACCCAUUUCAGUUCUCCGGGAAUUCUUGAAAUUGAUUGCUUGGAAAAGAGGAUUAGCGCAGGCACAGGGUGGAGAUAUUGCCCCUGCACAGAAGCCUCGCAUUGAAUUGUGUCUUGAGAAUCAUUCUGGGUCAGCCAUAGAUGAGAACCAUGUGAAUUCUUCAAUAGCAAAAAGCAACAUCCAUUAUGACCGACUUCAUAAUUCUGUUGAUUUUGGGCUCACAGUGGUUCUUGAUUCUGCUCACAUACCCCACAUAAAUGCUGCUGGUGGAGCUGCUUGGUUGCCGUAUUGUGUUUCUGUGAGAUUGAGAUAUUCAUUUGGGGAGAAUCCCCAUGUAUCUUUUCAGGGAAUGGAGGGGAGCCAUGGAGGCCGUGCUUGCUGGUUGCAAAGGGAAGAGUGGGAGAGGUGCAAACAGAGGGUUGCUCGAACAGUGGAGGCGAAUGGAAGUUCGGCAGGAGAUGCUACUCAGGGAAGGUUGAGAGGAGUUGCAGAUAGCGUGCAAAGAGUACUUCAAUCGUGCCUUCAAGGGCUGAGGGAUGGCAGUACAGCUAGCUCUGGUGCAACAUAACUGAUGUUU